CUUCUGCAUGUGGGUUUCAACAUUGGCACUUUUUUCCUCUUUUUCCUCUUUUUCCCCUCCACAUAGUCUCGUUUCUUUCUCUCCUCCUUUCGAUCCGUUCUCCCUUUGUUCACCUUGACGGGAGUCACAUAAUUUGAGCUCUUUAGCUGUCUUUACCGACAGACCACCAUUACCGCAGGUCCUUGUCUCUCAAUUCUUCGGAUUGCUCUCGGAGGUCUUUUCCAUCGCUUGUUCCUAUUAUAUCCCAUCGCGAGGUGACCCAUCGGUUUUCAUACGUCUGGCAGGACCAGGCUUCCACCCCCCUCACGCUCAUAUACUUACACACACUUCGACUGCCCCUUUCGCAACUGCACCUCAUCACCUCAUCAUGUCCGAAGAAGGAGGCCUGCCCAACCACUCUGGUGGUCGCGGCGUCACUAGUGAGAAACGUACAGAAAAGGACGAAAACAACACCCAGACCACCUCCGAAAACAACACCCAGAACCAGAGCCAGAACGAAAAGGACAAAGAGAUGCACCGCAAACUCGCUACACUAGAACCGCUACAGCCACCCAAGGAACCCCAGACAACCGUCCAUGUCUUCGACAUCGCCUCCCCCGCCCUCCCCCCGACCUCCCUCAACUACUUCAGCCGCGACGACACCACCAUGGAACUCGGCGACUACUUCACCGGCCCCCGCGACAUCCAGAAACACUCCAAGUGGCCCCUCUUCCUCCAAAUCCACGGCUCCAUCCUCCCCAAGGUCGUCCUCCCCUUGACCAUCCUCAGCCUCUGGGCCGCCGCCGUCACCACCGUCUCCGAACUCGUCCACGAACUCGGCGUCCGCUCCAUCCUCCUCACCGUUCUUGGUUUUGUCGUCGCCCUCGGCCUCUCCUUCCGCUCCUCCACCGCCUACGAGCGCUACAGCGAAGGCCGCCGCUACUGGGCCCAGCUCAUCUUGGCCACCCAGACCCUCGCCCGCGUCAUCUGGGUCCACACCAAAGACCACCCGGACCUGCCCCGGAAGCAGUCCACCCUCCGCCGCAUCAGCUGCCUCAACCUCCUCCUCGCCUUCGCCGUCGCCCUCAAGCACAAGCUCCGCUUCGAGCCCUACACCGCCUACGACGACCUCCAGCACCUCGUCGCCCACCUCGACACCCUCGCCCGCGCCGCCACCGAGGCCGACCCGGACGCCGCCACCACCGCCCCGCAAAAGUCCUUUUACAAGGAAGUCGGCGAGUACCUCGGCCUCGCCUUUGCGGAAUCCAACCCGCGCAAGCGCAUCAAGAAGGCCUCCCGCCCCCUGGGCAACCUGCCCCUCGAGAUCCUCUCCCACCUCUCCGUCCUCAUCGACGCCACCGUCGACGCCGGCCAGCUGCCGACCCCCAUGCACCAGACCCUCGCCUACAACAACCUCACCGUCCUCAACGACAUCCUCACGGGGACCGACCGCGUCCUGACCACCCCGCUCCCCAUCGCCUACAACAUCGCCAUCGCCCAAAUCACCUACCUCUACGUCUUCCUCCUCCCCUUCCAGCUCCACCGCGACCUCGGCUGGAUCACCAUCCCCGCCUCCCUCGCCGCCGCCUACAUCAUCCUCGGCUUCCUCCUCAUCGGCCGCGAGCUCGAGAACCCCUUCGGCCACGACGUCAACGACCUGCCCCUCGAGGCCUACUGCCAGCAGAUCGCCCAGGAGCUCGACGUCAUCGCCUCCAUGGACGUGCCGCGCCGGGACCCUUACGGCGUGCUGGUCGAGAAUGCCAAGAACCUGCCGCUGUACCCCGUCAGCAUGGCCUCGUGGGAUACGUGGGCGAGGCGGCCCGAGGCGAAUAUCUGUGAUGUGAUCCGCCGCAAGCCGGACAUUCUGUUCCAGUCGCGCAAGAAGACGGACGAGGAGAGGGCGAGCGCGAGGGCCAGGGACGAGCCUUUGGGGCGGUCGAGGACCCGGGAGCAGGGUUCGGCUAGCAGUGGCACUUUGCAUGGUGAUCACCACGUCUAGAGGGCGUGUCGUUGGAGUUCUUUUCUCCUAUCUUCUUUUUUUCUUGGCUGUCUAUCAUCUGCGGCGAACAUGAUUUUACAAAGCAAAGGGACAACAUAAGCGAGCAUUUUCUUCUAUGGAACAGGACGGGAUGGGGUUUGAAAAGCAUCAUCUGGUUUGGCUUUAGGAUUGCAAAUCUUGAGAAUCAAUUUGAUACCAUCUUGAUAUUAACUAAACAGAUCUCUUUUGAAGCUACAGACAUGCCACAUUUUGACUGUAAGAGCCAAGUACACGUUCAACAAUCUCCAAAAAUGACGCCCCAUCCUAUCUAUUCGCAAAAGGGUAUAUAAUCC
Messenger RNA from Sodiomyces alkalinus F11, 2310 nucleotides. RefSeq names its product UPF0187-domain-containing protein. NCBI's taxonomy places the organism in Eukaryota, Fungi, Ascomycota, Sordariomycetes, Glomerellales, Plectosphaerellaceae. The transcript has a single exon. The coding region runs from base 368 to 1978 and encodes 536 amino acids. Gene Ontology annotation, molecular function: chloride channel activity. The record is from RefSeq and is a predicted model, not a curated record.